This is a messenger RNA of Daphnia magna, 2266 nucleotides long. RefSeq lists its product as uncharacterized. Gene Ontology annotation, biological process: nucleoside triphosphate biosynthetic process. The coding region runs from base 140 to 1258 and encodes 372 amino acids. Lineage: Eukaryota; Metazoa; Arthropoda; Branchiopoda; Diplostraca; Daphniidae. Gene Ontology annotation, cellular component: cytosol; cytoplasm. The transcript is spliced from 6 exons. Gene Ontology annotation, molecular function: ATP binding; AMP kinase activity. The record is from RefSeq and is a predicted model, not a curated record.
CCGUCUCUCCCACAAUACGAUAUGUGUAGCGUGUACAGAAUAUUUGAACUUCCAGCGAUACACUUCAUUUCCUUGCUGUCUUUGAAACAGAAAGUCACCAUACUGCGUCUAUGAGGCAACCGUUAUAGUCGUGACAGCCAUGGGCAUCUGUAUGGAUACAGGGAGAAAUCAACUGAUUAUUCGUCGAGACAUUGAUGACAGCCCAACAGCUUUUGGUUCAUGGCCAAGACAGUCAAAUGGCUCGUUCCGGUAUCAGCGCGUACAAAAUCAAGCACGCACCAUGUCUGAACCAAUUAUGGUUGUGAGUGAAAACAUGAUGGGAGAAAGUAACCAUACAGUGACCGAAUCAUCUAGUUCCGGACCGGGACCGCCAAAACGAAUCCCCCUAACACUUCAAAGAAAAAUCGUUCCCAUCGAUUCGGAAUUACCGGAAAUUCCUAUCUUAUUUGUCUUAGGUGGGCCAGGAUCGGGGAAAAUUACUCACUGCGAUCGUUUAACGCGACUCGACCCUCGCCUUUUUCACCUCAACAUGCAAUCGGAAUAUUUAAAAGUAGCUUCAGAAAUAGGCAGCAGAGACCCCAACAUCGUCCCAGCCUACAAGGCUCUCGAAAUUUUAAUUCAACUAAUGUCUGGCACGAAAGACUCUUCAGCAAUGAUCGUCACAGGGUAUCCUAGGAAUAUGCGAGACGUAGUCGAAUUUUUGGCGAGGGUUCAACGUGUUGAUGCUGUUAUUCUCCUGGACUGGAGUGACCGCAGUCUAGAGCGACAAAUCCAGUUAGGAGCAAAAACUGGCGACAUAGACAUCAAUUUGGCUCGUUUUGAAAUGACUAACUACAAGUCCAACAUCAUACCAGUCGCCCAGUUCUUCGAUCAGCAAGGACGUCUUCACAUAGUAGCCGGCCAAAGAUCACCAAGCGAAAUCUUUGAUGAUUUAGCAGAAGAAGUCAAUGGCAUUGUUUCGAGUGCGUUGGGCGAACUUCCCGUUUCACAGAAUCCAAAGGUUUCCGAAAGACCAGAAAGCGCUGUGACGGAGAUACAUUCAGAACAAGAAGAAACCAAAGUUGUCAUUCACACCUUACACGAAGAUGUGAACCAAAACGGUGCUGUGAAGCGCCAGCAAAGCGUCGACAGCGUCGACAUGAUGAUUGAAGAAGAAAUCAAAAACAUCAUAACAGAAGAUCCCAAAAGUGCUACAGAUAAGAAUAAGGAAACACCUGCACUGCAGGAUAUCGAGGUUGAAGAGGCCUUAAAACAAUAAUUAAGUAAAGUAUAAGUAGCAGUGAAUGGCAAGUUAAACUUACUGCAAAAUCGAAUGGCCAUUCAAGACACUGCGAGUCUUGAACUGAUAUAUAUUUGGAUUUAUACCACAUAUAGGCGUAUGCCGAACUCAAAAUCAUUUAAAUUCACGAAUACGCACGGUAUAUAUUCCACCUUGUUUUGAUUUGGUGUGAGUGUCCUCAGCUUACACCAGAUUAUUUUCAGCUAAUUUAGUCUACUAGAUGAUGUUAAUCAAUAAAAUUUUACAUUAGUUGCCCGGCUUGACUAGUGUCAGCCAACUAGGACUUUGUAAAAGGACAUUCGCUUACAGGUAUAUAGCUAUAUAUAGCCUAUAAAUGCCCCACACUGGGUUUAUCCGUCCUAGGUUCACCAUAUGCCUUAAACAAAAAUGUAAAGAAGUGAAUUCAACUAAACUUAUGAAUAUUUUUAAAUGAUAACAUUGGAUCCGAAUUUCCCCCAUCGAACCUUACCCUUUUAAAAAAGAAAAAGCGGGCUGUUGACGCAACGAAUUGUCACAUGAUAAAAACAAACUGAAAAGCUCAUAGUUUUUACCUGGAAAUGUCCUGCAAAUCUCGUGAAAAAAAUUUCGUCGUAUUGUCACGAAUUACCGUGACUCCUAUUACAUAGACGCACAAAUUAAUAUGAAUUACUUGCAUGUCUACGUAUUCGGAGAACAUAUACAACAAUGUUAUGUCCUUAUAGCCACAAACGAUGUGCCGCUGGGUGCUCAUCUAUUUCUAGUAAAUAAUUAAGUGAUCCACAACCGUCAAGCUCAUCGUGACUCACAAAAAGAAAAGAAAAUCUGUGUUUUGAAUCUGGUAAAGUUAGCAUUAGAUGAUGUAGAAUAUCACAUAUGUUUUAGACAUCCCAAUGCAGAUACACUGUCAUCAUGUACCAUAUAGGUUUCGAGUCCCAUUUGUUCAUGAAUUAUGACCAACACGCCAUGCUCAGAUAAAUAUUCAAUACACUCAUUUUUUGAUUCCUUGUA